This is a messenger RNA of Tuber melanosporum (Perigord truffle), 557 nucleotides long. RefSeq lists its product as uncharacterized. Bases 1 to 183 code for a protein of 60 amino acids. The transcript has a single exon. The record is from RefSeq and is a predicted model, not a curated record. Lineage: Eukaryota; Fungi; Ascomycota; Pezizomycetes; Pezizales; Tuberaceae.
AUGGGGCACGUAUAUAUACCAAAUCUUGGGCGUAUUUACCCCCCCCUCCUCCACACGAGACGACACCCUAAACAAAACGUGAAAUCUAGUCCUUCCUUACUUAGCUUCUUUCCCUUCAAUUUACCUUUCCCGACCUCUAGAGAAAAUGAAAAAAACGACAGAGCGAGUCACUCCUACCACUAGAGCCAUGCCCUAAUACUGUAGUAUGCUGUCGCGGUCCCGACAGGUCUUUUUGCUCCUCCCCCUAGGUUUCCAAAUCGAUUCCUCUCCGGGGGUGGAGAACUGGAGCCUCGAGGAAGGAUGAGUGCAUAAGAAGCAUAAAGUGCCCUCUGGCGGGGCGAGCUUUUCAUGCGAGGUUAUGCGUUGGCUCCUUCCCCACCCUCAUCCUCCCUCUCGGGCAUAUCAUAAACCAAAGGAAGGAUGCGGUGGCAAGCCUGGACUUCAUACAAUGGCAUCAUAUGAUAUUGGAAAUCUCAGGUAUUGCGGUGGCGAGCACCGGGUUAUGUAUAGUACCUACAGGCUGUAACGGUGAAUAUCGAACGUGAUAUCAUAUAUAU